AUGCGUAUCAAUCACAGUUUCGUCGUGGCCUCCAUGGCCCUUUUGUUUGUACUUGAGUUCACCAACACAAACACCGUCUCCGCAAACUCUGGGGGCGACGGAUCUGGUCUCAUCAGAGUACUUCGUCGUCGAUCUCUCAGCGCUGAAUCCCCAAACACCAAUGAAGAAACCACCCAGGGCGAACCCAUAGCUACACAUCCUGUUCAACAAUCCGGCGUGCCUCAGUUAGGGCUUUCGGCCGGAAUGAUACAGCUUAUCUCAACCGGUCUCGUUCGCUCUAUUGCCAAGUUCUCGGCCGAUAAAGAAGCUGGAGUUGAAUUUCCAACUCAGCAAGAAAUGACGCAAGCUAUUGAUCAAGCACUUUGGACAUCAGAUUCAACCAACUCCGCCAAAGUCGCUCAAGCCAUCAAGAAUUCCAUCGAUGCUCUUGCUGAUCGGAAACUCGCUGAAGGUGAAACUGGAAGGAAUCGCACGUCAAAGGUUUCAAAACCCACUCCACCAUCUGCUCGAACUUCUUCCGACCAAAUUGCAGCUGCUCUCCUCCAAACCAUUCACGCGUUUUGUGAAGAUAAAGCUGCCGGUGGUCGAUUACCAACUGCAACUGAAGUCAACAAAGCAUUAACACCAGCCUUACAAAGUAUUGACUUUGGUAAUGUCAAGAAAGGUGCAGGGGCUGUGAAGUUUGGAUUAGAUCAAAUGGGUACUACACACAACUCUGAAAAUGACACUCCCUCUCCCUGCCCAAACUCAUGA
Melampsora larici-populina 98AG31 is the source of this 753-nucleotide messenger RNA. RefSeq lists its product as uncharacterized. Lineage: Eukaryota; Fungi; Basidiomycota; Pucciniomycetes; Pucciniales; Melampsoraceae. The record is from RefSeq and is a predicted model, not a curated record. The transcript has 4 exons. Bases 1 to 753 code for a protein of 250 amino acids.